Molecule: messenger RNA, 4987 nt
Organism: Pipistrellus kuhlii (Kuhl's pipistrelle)
Lineage: Eukaryota; Metazoa; Chordata; Mammalia; Chiroptera; Vespertilionidae
Gene: APOLD1
Product: apolipoprotein L domain containing 1
Exons: 2
Coding region: 415-1182 (255 amino acids)
Biological process (GO): lipid transport; lipoprotein metabolic process
Cellular component (GO): extracellular region; membrane
Molecular function (GO): lipid binding
Source: RefSeq, a predicted model, not a curated record
GAAUUAUGGCCUCUUAAGAAACACUAUAAUUGGUCAGCCUGGGGUGCGUUUGAUGUCCUCCCAGAUCACGUCAUUAGCUAUUCUCAGGAGAGGAAAGGCCGCGUAUACCCUCCUGGGAGAAUGACACACUCUGUUUCAAGUUGAGGAAGAGCCUGCUGUUCUUUUCCUGCUGUUUGGGGGAAAGCGAACACACAAUGUUCACUUCCUAAAUACGGGAUGUGCUGUGAGGCUGGCAGGUCAUUUUCCACCAUGUCACAUCCUUCUGGGUGAAGGCAGCAGGGGCCAGGACAGGAAAAGGCAAUUCUCAGGGUGAGACAAGGCUUUCCCAGGGCAGCCAUUGGCUCUCGUGAACUAUAAAGCGUGCUCAUCCAGAAACAGCCUCCGAUUCCUCUUCCCGGAGGUAGCCAGAGGCGAAUGGGCAUGGAGCGGCCGGCGGCCGGGGAGCUGCAGGGCGCCGAGGCGCUGCGGCGCUUCCAGGGGCUGCUGCUCGACCGCCGCGGCCGGCUGCACGGCCAGCUGCUGCGCCUGCGCGAGGCGGCCCGGCGCCUGCAGCGCCUGCGCAGACGCUCCCAGGCGGCCCGCGUGGCCGGCAGCGCGCUGAGCGCCGCGGGCGCCGUCACCGCGCUGGUGGGGCUGUCGCUCAGCCCGCUCACCCUGGGCGCCUCGCUGCUGGCGUCGGCCGUGGGGCUCGGGGUGGCCACGGCCGGGGGCGCCGUCACCGUCACGUCCGACCUGUCCCUGAUCGUCCGCCACGCCCCGGAGGUGCGCCGCGUGCAGGAGAUCGCGGCCGCCUGCCAGGACCAGAUGCGCGAGCUGCUGAGCUGCCUCGAGUUCUUCUGCCGCUGGCAGGGCCGCGGCGACCGCCGGCUGCUGCAGAGCGGGAGGAGCGCCUCCAUGGCCCUGUACAACGCCGUCUACUUCAUGGUCUUCUUCGGCUCCCGCGGCUUCCUCGUCCUCCGGCGGGCCGAGGGCGCCGCCAAGGUGAGCCAGGCCGUGCUCAAGGCCAAGGUGCAGAAGCUGGCCGAGAGCCUCGAGGCCUGCACGGGGGCCCUGGACGAACUCAGCGAGCAGCUGGAGGCCACCGUCCGGCUGCGCACCAAGGCCAGACGACGGGACCGCGACCUCAGGAUCGCUGCGGACCAGCCCUCGGCGCUGUGGUUCAGAGAACAUCCUUUCUCCUAAGGACCGAGGCCAGAGACACCCCCCCCGCCCCCCCAAAAAAACCCUGGGGGGGAUGCUCUGGCUUGGUGGCUCCCUCUGAGUGCAAAGAAUGAGGAGAAACUGUGCUUGACGUGAAGGGUCCUCGAGGCCCUUCUUUCCCCCCAGCACCGUGAACAUUCUGCUGAGGACUGCUUUAUUGAGCGAUCCCUAGUGGAAUGAUGUGACCUGAACACUAUUUUUUUUUUCCUUGAUCAGAACCACCCAGUCUUCACAUUCCUGGGCACUCGGGUUUUAAGUGGUUGGGUGGCCCCUGCCCCUGCCCUGGUGGUCUGAGCUAAGGCUGGAGAGGGUGCAGAGACAUGGCCAUCCUUUGGGUCCUUUCUAAAGCUCUUACUUGGCUUGGAGGUCCUCAGAAGGAAGGCCUUAGUGGGGAGACACAAGCUUGAAAGCCUCUCUUCCAGAGUUUCUGAGUACAAAAGACCUCCAGAAUCCAGUGCAAAGUGACCUGCUUCUGAACAGUGUAGGAGGGUUCAGGAUCCGAGAGAGGCCCCUCCCUCUGACAUGCCACCUCCCUCCCCACCCCUCUCUUCUCAGCUCAUCCACUCACAGGUCCAGCUUGGGGAUGGAGUGGACCUUCCCGGGUGGCUUCCUAUUCAGGCUCUGAGAGGGGAAACCAUCCCACCUCCAAGUGCUGUCCCUGGCAGGAAGCAGCGGCUGAGGCCACGGAAGACGAAGCGACUUGCAGCUUCAUUUACUGACUUCCGCGUGUACAGAAGAGAGCGGUGGCUUUGAGUUAGACAGCCCUGGGUUUAUUAGGUACCCUGUCACUACUGUGCGAUGGUGGCCACUUGGUCUCUUUGAGACUUGGCUUCCUGGUCAGCCAGAGAGAGAUGCUAAGCCCUCACUCUGUUGUGAGUCUGACGCGAGAUGAAGUGCCCAGCACAGUGUCUGGCUCCUGAGGAGCAGCCUCUGGACUGGCAGGAUCGGCAUCACCGGGGACCUUGUUAGAAAGGCCAGUUCUUGGACUCAGCCGCUGACUUAGGGAAUCAGAAACUCUGGAGGUGCAUUUAAACAAGCCCUCAGGGUGAUUCUGAUGCCCACUAAGGUUUGAAAACCACUACAACAGAUGUUCGUUUCUCAUCUCCUCAGUGCGCUUUCAUAGAACAUCAGGGCCUCUCUAGGAGCUCCGUGGUCUUCAGAGCCAUUCCCUGAAGGUCAAGGACAGACCGUGUCCCAGAAGUAAAAGAAUGUGUGUGCAUCCAUCAAUGCAUGCAUCCGGGGCACCUUGCCAUCGUGUUAGCUAAGGGAUGUAAAAACAGUAAGCCCUUUAGAGGGCAGUGUUGCCCACUCAUUGUAGAAACUGGUACAGAAAGGAAUGUGAAUUUAUUGGAAAUGGAUCUUUAGUACCUUCUCUGAAAACUGCUAGACCAUGUGAUUUUUAAUUUAUUUUAGUUUUUUUAAUUUAUUUACUUUUUAUUAUUUGCAUGUAAUUUUAUUUAAUCAUCACAUUUAGGAAAUAAUAAGAAUAGCAAGUGACUGGGAGACUUGAGGCUCUUUUCUGGAGAUGAGGUGGAGUUUGACUUUCUGAGUUCUCCUGGAAUACUUCUCUCUUCCCACGUGAAAUAAAAGUGGGACGCUCUGAAUAGACAGACCCAGAGCUGAGUUUUAAGCUUAUCAAUAGAGGCUUGACUUGCAGGAGGUGGAAAUGAUGCAGGCAUAUUUAACCUGAAGGUACUUUGCCAGCAGGUAACACUUGAGCUGAAAGGAGAAUCUGUUUAGCCCUGGGCUCUGAAUUACUUUUUGGGAGGGAAACAAGACAAAGGCAUGUGAAAGAAGCACUUAGACCUUGGAAACCUGAUGUCUUGUAACGUCUUAUGGGUUAUAAACAAAAUAGCUUGUGUUAUGGUGGCGAUGUGUCAUAUUUUCACAUUGUAAAAAGUCUAUAAACUGUCUCUUGGAAAAUAUGAUUUAUUCACUUUCCACUCCUACAACUGUAAUGUUGAAAAGUCUUUGAGACUACACACACAAGAACGUGGCUGUAUUAGUUCAGGAUUUAGCAGGCUUUUAAUUGGCUCCGUUUUCUCCCAAGGUUCCCAACGAUGGCAGUGUGUCUGAGGAAGUACAAUGUCAAUGCUGGGGCGAGGUGGUUGGUGGUUCUAAAUUUUAAUUUUUUCCUAUAAAUUUCAACCGAUGUGUAUCCUGGUUUGUUUUCAAGUUGGCACUGGUUUCCUAGACAACCCUGCACAGAUGCUAGCAUUUUGGCUCACCGGAAUGUACUUCAUGUUGUCAUUUGUGCUAGGUAUGUCAUAAAGGUACAGCCACUCCCUAACGCCAUCUUCUAUGAAUGCUUAAGUUUGGAUUAUAUUCUUCCAAUGCCUGAGCUGUUCCCUAGAAAUCUAUGGGGCGCUUUUGGCAGCAGCAGCGAACAUUUCCUAUCAGUAGGGUAUUUUGACUGUAUCAGAGCUCUAGGCUCUUGAAGUAUCAUUUCAGUGGCCCAUUUUACAUCUAAGGAAGAGUGUCUACUUUGGAACGACACUUUGAAUAAUAAUUAUUCAAAUGCAUUUGAAUAAUUUAAUGAAUUUGCUUAGCGGUUUUAAUAGGAAUUUAUUUAUGAUAAAAGACUAUCCAUCCUCUCCAUGCCUGUUAUAAAGACUGGAGCUUCUAUCAGGAUUUAGUCAAGUUCAGUUCAAUGGAUGCUAGAGACAAAUGUUUAUUUCUUUUGUGGAAAUGUGAAUAAGGCUUUUCCUUAUGGCCGACAUUCUACAAACAAACAGAUUGAAAUGGUAUGUUGUAACGAGAAGGAGGGAAAGGGUUAUUUAGGUCACAAGCAUACUCCAGAAAAAGUCCUGAGUUUGAAAAAUAAAUAUGUUUGUACUAAAGGCUUAACUGCUGGUAGUUUCUGGGGUUUACAAUCAUUUGAAUGGUUCUCUUUCACAAUAAAGGGGAUUCAAGGAAACUGCAUUCUGCUCUAUUGAAAAACAACCCUUAGCAAACAUGCUGAUCCUAAUUGCUUUGAUGCAUUUGCCCUAAGACAUCUGUCAUUUCCAAUAUGGAGACUGUCAAAGUCAAAAGUGUGUACUGGGAAUAAAAAGAGGUAGAGAGUGGUGUAGAAGCCACUUUAAAUCAGAUAUGUCAAACAAUCAGUCAACUUGAUAUAGUUCUCAUUCAAUGCCUUGGUGUGAAAAGAAAGAGGGAAUUGAGACAUGGAGAUAAAGACACUACAGAGAUAAAGAGGGAUUCAAAUGCAGUGGUGUGUUUUUUUCACUGUAGCAAAAUUAGUUCUUUCUCCUAUUGAAAUAAACUGUCCGUUCCUCAAAUGUUUUGAUCUCUGUGAUUAGUCACCUGAUCUCAUGUUCACCUGGGUACGAAUUAAUAACUGAAAAAGGGCAGAUAUUUAAUCACUUUCAUGUAGAAUAUUCAGUUUCAAACUGUGUAAAUCAACUUUUAAAAAGCAGUUAACUCACGUACAGGAAUAUUCGUAUUCCCUAGAAAUCAGACUUCCAGCAGUUUUUCCCAGGAGGCAAAAUUUCCCCACAAAUCUCCAGACAACGUCACCUUACAAGUCAGUGAUCUUGACCGUGCGAGGGAAAUGUAAUAAUUUUUAGCUAAGAAUUGGCGGAUCCCAAUAUACCUAGAUUCUGUUAGAAAGGAAGGUGGACAUAGGACAGGGGGUCCAGCAAUCCAUUCAGAGAGCCUGUAGUGGUUGCCAGAGUCAGCCAAGAGCUUUUGGAUGGUGGUCUCCCUAUCAGAGUGCCAGCCAGCCUGAGUCUCCCCACCAGGGAGACAUGCCCGGGUCCAGAUGCUGUACUGUUAGUGGGUGUGCAAC